Molecule: messenger RNA, 1251 nt
Organism: Naumovozyma castellii
Lineage: Eukaryota; Fungi; Ascomycota; Saccharomycetes; Saccharomycetales; Saccharomycetaceae
Exons: 1
Coding region: 1-1251 (416 amino acids)
Source: RefSeq, a predicted model, not a curated record
AUGCCCAGAGAUCCAUUAAUCGGUAUAGUAGGGAAGCCCUCCAGUGGUAAAUCCACGACUUUAAACUCUCUAACGGAUGCGAACGCUGCUGUGGGAGCGUUCCCCUUCUGCACGAUCGAUCCGAACCAAGCUACCGGUUAUUUGCAAGUUCCCUGUGCCUGUUCUCGAUUCCCUGACCAUCCAGAAUAUACCAAAUUGUGUAAACCGAAUUACGGAUGGUGUUCUGAGGGGAAGAGACACGUUCCUAUCAUGUUGUUGGAUGUUGCAGGUUUGGUUCCUGGUGCACAUUCAGGUAGAGGCUUAGGGAACAAGUUUUUGGAUGAUUUAAGACAUGCAGAUGCAUUGAUUCAUGUGGUGGAUGUCAGUGGGACUACAGAUUCUGAGGGGAAGAAUACUAGAGGAUAUGAUCCCUUGUAUGAUGUGGAAUGGUUACAGGAUGAGAUUCGUCUUUGGAUCGAGGGUAAUUUAAAGAAGAGGUGGGGGUCCAUUGUGAGAAAGCAUACUGCGACGAAAUCCACCAUUGUGGAUACAUUACAGGCACAAUUUGGUGGGUAUGGGUCUCAUGCACCUAUGAUCCAGAGAGCUCUGUCUACGAUAGAGGGGUUACCACCUUUGGAAAAAUGGGAUGAUGAAUGGAUUACCAAAGUGGUGGCAGCUUUCAUGAAGGAGAAGUUUCCUACUGUGCUUGCAUUAAAUAAGAUGGAUCAUCCCGAUGCGGAUAAGAAUGUAUCCAAGAUCAUGUUGAAGUAUCCAAACACUAAAGCUGUAUUGACUAGUGCCAUUACUGAAGUGUUUCUAAGAAAACUAAAGAAGCAAGGGUUUAUCCAUUAUGAAGAAGGGACAGAAUUCAUAGAUACGUGCGAAGAUGAUCCGGAAAACUUGAAACCACUGGACGAGAAACUGUUGAAUCGUAUUGAGAACAUUAGAGAUUUAGUGCUUUAUAGAUUUGGAUCCACUGGUGUGGUGCAAGUGUUACAAGCGGCUACAGAUCUAUUAGGAUUGAUACCCGUGUACACGGUGAAGAAUAUACAAACGUUCACUGGUGGGAACGGUACGAACGUGUUCAGAGACUGUUUCCUCGUGAAGAAGGGCACCCCUGUGGGUAGAGUUGCCCGUUACAUAAUGGGUGGUGAAGUGACCAUUGCUGCCAUCGAGACUGUGGGAGGUGUCAGAGUCAGCGAGGAGGCAGCGGUGGAAGCUGGCAAGAAUGAUAUCCUUGCGUUCAAGAUAGCUCCCAGAAGCCAAGCCUAG